Molecule: messenger RNA, 985 nt
Organism: Prionailurus viverrinus (fishing cat)
Lineage: Eukaryota; Metazoa; Chordata; Mammalia; Carnivora; Felidae
Gene: FABP12
Product: fatty acid binding protein 12
Exons: 6
Coding region: 463-885 (140 amino acids)
Biological process (GO): fatty acid transport
Cellular component (GO): nucleus; cytosol
Molecular function (GO): fatty acid binding
Source: RefSeq, a predicted model, not a curated record
UCCUCAUAUCACCCACCAUGGGUGUACCAGCACCCGUCCCUCAGAUCAUUCCUACACUAUGUGGGGGCUCAUCUAACCAGCUUAUGGAAUAGGAAGAGCUUGAACAUGUUUUAUGGGCAGGUCGGCUUACUGUGUGGAUGGAAACCAAAAUGGGCAGUGGUUUAAUUACACUCAGAGUGGGAGGGGACUUGAAAAUAGUGAUGAGGAAAAAUGGUCCCAAUGCACAAAACUCAGAGUGGUGUGCCUGUUACUCAUUCUGUGUGGAUGGAGCAGUGGCCUGAGAUAUCAGAGGACAUCAGAGUGUUUCAGUCAAGACUGAAAGGAGUAAAACCUAGCCUAAAUUAAGGGGGAUUUACUAAGAAGAUAUUUGUGUUCUCAUGGCAAUGAUGACUCUCUAAGCUCAUGGAAAAUUGAACUGGCAUCUGGAAAAGCAUCAGUAACAAGGCUAUCAACUUAGACAGAAUGGUUGAUCAGCUCCAAGGAACAUGGAAAUCCAUUUCUUGUGAAAAUUUUGAAGAAUAUAUGAAAGAGCUGGGAAUAGGAAGAGCCAGAAGGAAACUUGGCUGUCUGGCAAAACCCACGGUGACCAUCAGUACACAGGAAGGUCUGAUCACUAUAAAAACCAGAAGCAUCUUUAAAAAUAAUGAGAUCUCCUUUAAACUCGGAGAAGAGUUUGAGGAAAAUACACCAGGUGGCCAUAAAACCAAGAGUGUGGUAAACUUAGAUAAUGACUCUCUGAUUCAAGUUCAGGACUGGAAUGGCAAAGAGACCACCAUAAAGAGAAAGGUGGUGGAUGGGAAAAUGGUGGUGGAAAGUGCUGUGAACAAUGUUAUCUGCACUCGGACAUAUGAGAGAGUACAAACAAACUCAGCCUCCAACUCUUAAGCACUCCCAAAUUGUGAUACAGACUACUGAGGCUGUUUAAAUAAAACUCCAAAGUAAAAUGUUAUGACUGGUAAUACGAGAGAGCCUACGCACAAACGUU